GCUCCGGGACAGGCGGCAGCGGGAUGGCCAGCACGGGGCUCUGCUCGGCUCGGUUAGGAAGGGUUCGACCCGUUCGGGCUCGCUCGGCCGGGUUCGGCUGGGUUCGACAGCGCUCGGCAGAGUUCGGUUCCGCUCGGCUCCGUUCGUCUCUCUUCGGCUCCACUCGGCCCCGCCCCAAACACCAGGUCUUGGUCACGUGGCGGCGCGGGGCCACGUGACGCGGUGCCCAGCCCGGGGCGGAGGCGCAGCUCCGGUGCCAGGCUCCCCACCAUGGCCGGCUGCGCGGCUCCCGGCUCCCCACCACGGCACAGUAUUCCCGGCUCCACACCCGAAGAGGAGGAGGAGGAUGAAGGCAGCGGUGGGGACCUGGAGGUGAAUCCCUACGACGGGCUGCCCUUCUCCUCCCGCUACUAUGAGCUCCUGCGGCAGCGCCGGGACCUCCCUGUCUGGAGCACCAAGUACAGCUUCAUGGAGCACCUGGAAGGUGACAGUGGCCUCGUCCUGGUGUCCGGGCCCCCCGGCACCGGCAAGAGCACCCAGAUCCCGCAGUGGUGCGCGGAAUACGCCCUGUCCCAGCAGUUCACCCACGGGCUGGUGGCCUGCACGCAGCCCCACAGCCUGGCUGCCCUCAGCCUCGCCCUGCGCGUGGCCGAUGAGAUGGAUCUCAACCUAGGGCACGAGGUGGGGUACUGUGUCCCACACGACGACUGCUGCACCACCGAGACCAUCCUCAGGUUCUGCUCGGACACGGUGCUGCUGCGGGAGCUGACGUCAGAGCCGCUUCUCCGGCAGUACGGUGUGGUGGUGCUGGAUGAGGUGCAGGAGCGCACGGUGCCAACAGAUGCGCUGCUGGGGCUGCUGAAGGACGUCCUGCGUCAGCGCCCCGCGCUGCGGCUGGUGGUUCUCACCUCGCCGGACAUGGAGCCACAGCUCCGCGCCUUCUGUGGGGACCCCCCUGUGGUGCAUGUGCCAUCGGCCGGCCCCCCGCCCUGCCUGCUCUACCGGGAGCCGCCGGUGCAUGGGCACGUGGCCGCUGCCUGUCAGGCUGUGCUGGACAUCCACCGUCGCCGGGAGCCUGGAGACAUCCUGGUCUUCCUGGCCAGCGAGGAGGAGAUCUCAGAGUGCUGUGGGGCCAUCCAGCGGGAAGUGGUGGCACUCAGCCCGGCACUGGGCAUGCUGCUGGUGUUGCCGCUGCAUCCUGGCAUGGGCCGCGCGGUGCAGCGGGUGUACGAGGCGACGGAGCCGUGCGGUCCGGAGAGGCGCGUGGUCAUCACCCAUGGGCUGGCGGAAUCCUCCUUCUCCAUGGGGAACGUGCGUUUUGUCAUCGACUCCGGGCUGGAGCUGCGCAGUGUCUAUAAUCCCCGCAUCCGGGCAGAAUCCCAGGUGCUGCGGCCGAUCAGCAAGAGCCAGGCGGAGGCGCGGAUGCAACGAGCUGCUGGCAGCCCCCCAGGGACCUGUCUGCGCCUCUACUCAGAGGUGUUCUACGAGCAGCGGCUGCCACCCAACCCUGCACCCCAUGUCAGUGAGACCAGCCUGAGCCGCCUCGUGCUGCUGCUGAAGCGCCUGGACAUCGCUGACAUGGGCCAAUGCGACUUCCUCGACCGGCCAGCCCCCGAGUCGCUGAUGCAGGCGCUGGAGGACCUGGACUACCUGGCUGCCCUGGACGAUGAUGGGAACCUCUCGGAGGUGGGGAUCAUCAUGUCGGAGUUCCCACUGGACCCUCAGCUAGCCAAGGCGCUCAUUGCCUCCUGCGAGUUUGACUGCGUGGAGGAAAUGGUCACGCUGGCUGCCAUGCUCACAGUCUCCCCCUGCUUUGUGCCUCCUUCCACGCACCUGGAGGAGGCAGUGACUGCACGCCGGCGGGCACUGCUCCACCCAGACGGAGACCAUUUCACCCUCAUCAACAUCUUCAACGCCUUCCAGCAGUACCACGCGGACGAGGGCUGGUGCCGCAAGCACGGGCUGAACUGGGAUGCGCUCCGGCUGGCCGGCAUUGUCCGUGCGGAGCUGCUGGAUGUGAUGCGCCGCAUCGAGCUGCCAGUCUCACCCCCCGCCUUCGGCACUGACGCCAACGUCCUUAACAUCCAGCGGGCGCUCAUCUCCGGGUACUUCCUCAAGGUGGCCCGGGACAUCGAUGGCUCCGGUAACUACGUGAUGCUGACGCACAAGCAUGUGGCUCACCUGCCCGUCGGCUGCUGCUACCUGCAGUGUCGGCCCCCACAGCGCCCGCCCGCCUGGGUGCUUUACCACGAGUUCACCAUCUCCCAGGACAACUGCCUGCGUGUCGUCUCGGAGAUCCAGCCCCAAAUGCUGGUGGAGCUGGCGCCCCAGUACUACUUGAGCAACCUCCCGCCCAGCGAGAGCCGGGACCUGCUGAUGGAGCUGCGCAAGAAGGUGGUGGCUGCCGAGGAUGAACCGGCCGUGCCAGAAUCGCUGGGAGAGGCAGCGGGCGAGGAGGAUGAGGACAGGGAUGUCUGUGUGCUGCAGUGAGCCAGAGCCACCGGAACCUCCGCACCGGGGCUGCCUGGGCUGGGCUGUGUCUGCCGGGAACCAGAGAGCCUGGAGAAGCCGUGCAGUGGCCGUCCUGAUCCCAGAGAGGCAGAGACGGAGCCUGCGGCGGCCAUGGGGCAGCAGGACACGAGCUGGGACCGAGCCUGGUCUGGGGGAGCGCUGGCCAUGAGCCCAGAGGGUUGUGGGGCCCUUUCUACCUGGGCUCCAUCAUCCUGGAGGUCCUGGGGGUUCCCGUGGGGCUUAUCCUGCUCCCGCCACAUCUCGGGAGCAGUGUCUGAGGGGCUGCCCGAGGGAUC
Molecule: messenger RNA, 2807 nt
Organism: Cuculus canorus (common cuckoo)
Lineage: Eukaryota; Metazoa; Chordata; Aves; Cuculiformes; Cuculidae
Gene: DQX1
Product: DEAQ-box RNA dependent ATPase 1
Exons: 12
Coding region: 271-2490 (739 amino acids)
Cellular component (GO): spliceosomal complex; intracellular anatomical structure
Molecular function (GO): RNA binding
Source: RefSeq, a predicted model, not a curated record